Messenger RNA from Hemicordylus capensis (graceful crag lizard), 4041 nucleotides. Its product is annotated as WAS/WASL-interacting protein family member 2-like. The transcript is spliced from 3 exons. The coding region runs from base 1 to 1086 and encodes 361 amino acids. Lineage: Eukaryota; Metazoa; Chordata; Lepidosauria; Squamata; Cordylidae. The record is from RefSeq and is a predicted model, not a curated record.
AUGGGGAUGAGAGAGUGCCGGGCACCAGCAAAGAUGCCCCCCAAUGCCCUGGUCCCGGAUGGCCUCAUCGAGCAUCUGAGCCUGACUUUAGUCCUGGGCAGCCACAAGCUGGGGGUCUCCCUCCCUCAUCGUUCAUCGUCCAAACAACCCAAACAACCUCUCUUUCCUUUCCUUUCCUUUUCAGGAGCAGAGGAGGGGAGACCUGGUGGGAGGAAGGCCAUCACCUCCAGCAGCCGCGAUGUGGCCCGGAAGCUGCUGCUGCCUCCCCUGGUGGUGCCUGGGGCCACCCGUUCCCUUGAUGGCCCAGCCCCUGUGGCUGGACCACCAACGGAACGGGUGAGGAGGCCUCCAAAAAGAUCUAAGAGGCCUCCCCAGGAAGCCCAGAGCACCCAGGGGGAGCCGGCACGGGAGGGCAGCCCACCAGCCCUCCCGCGGAGGAUCAGGGCCACUCGGCGGGAGGCCAAAGCCCCGGGUGGGAGCGUGCCUUCUGGGGAGAAACUCCUUCCCCACCUGGGGGAGGGGAGUCUCCCCAGAAGGAGGCUGGAGGCGGCGGCGGCGGAGCGGGCAAAAACACUUCAGCCCAUCCCCAGGAGGAACCUGGUCCUUGGGGAGCCUGGGAAGGACUUCUUCCCACUGGGGAAGGGCCGUCCUUCUGGCUUGUCCGGGGAGACGGCUCCUCCCCAGACUUCUUUAAAAAACCACCCCCGGAAGAAGGCCCUGACCGCGAUGGGCCGGCCUCUGCUGAAGCCCUUACCAUCAUCCUGGCAUCCGCCAGAGGCUCAGCAGAGGCCCGACCUGUUGCCAGCGCUAUCUAUCCGAGCGCUGAGGCUCCCCAAGGCAGAGCCAGCCCCUUCCUCCUGGGGGACUCCGCCGCUCCCCUCCAGCUCUGUGGCCCGUCCACCGCCACCACGCUCCUGCCCGAAGACACACCCCGGGGGAGAGAGACGACCACCUGCUCCUCCCCUGGGGUCGUGUCUUAUGGUGCGAGGCCUCCGCGCACGGCCUGAUCCUCCGGUGCCGGGCAGCAGCGGUGGAAGGGUCCCACCAAACACACCCUUCGCGCUGCUGGAGGGGGCCUUCCACUAGGUCUCUCCAACUCUCCCUGCCAUGGUGAAGGGGCCUGGCCAAAGAAUGAAGCCUCAUCGGCUGGUGGUUGAAGGUAAGCCCUUGAAAAAAUUUCCUAUGGUCUUCUAAUCUUGCUUUCCUCUUUUCCGGCUUCUUUCUUCUUCUCCCUCUUCACUCCCCAUCUGACACAACUCCCCAACUCUGACACAAUCCCACCACAUAUGUUUAUAAGAGCCUAACUCCAUACACCCUCUCCAACAGUUGACAUUAGAGAUGUUUUUUAUCUUCGCCAACUUCCUUGGGGCCAUAUGCCAUUAAGAUAAUAUUUUAAUCUUUUGCUCCCAUAUUCUAACAUAACUUGUCCAUUUUAAAGGUUUAUUUAACUUAACCCAAUUGAUUGAGUCUGUACAAUUUCCUGUAUCCUGUUCCCAGGAAGGUUUUAUUCCUAAAAAUGAGAAAGCAUCAAGAUUCAACAAGAUAUUAUAUAAUUUUGAGGUAGCUCCACAGGGGUUAACUGAUAACUCUUCAGACAGCUGCUCAAAUGUGACCAAAGAGUGAGUUGCAGCCAUUUUAAACUCAGAAUAUUAUAACUGAAUUAUUUCUAUAAUUGUCAAUAACCAAAAUUUAUCAUUCACUGAAGUUAAUCAAUCUAUCCUUUUAAUCAACCGAUCUUUGGCAAAUUUGAGGUCCUUGAGUAGAAAUCCUUUAGAGAUCCAAUUUUCUCCUCAAUGCCACCAAUAUUCUUUGGAACAGGACACAUUUCCAGACAUCUAUGUCUUCAUUUCUAAUAAGGGUGACAUCACUGGAAGCAACUUAUUUUGCCAUUUUUUGGCUUCAAGAACGUGUCCUCCUGUAUCCCAGCACCCACCGCCACCCCCACAGCCCACCAGGAGUGGGAUUGCUGUAACCAAGCAGAAAAGCUGGGGAAACGACGCUCAAUGAAAGCCCUUCUGUUAACAGAAGUGUGUUGAGGCCCCAUUAGCCAAAUCCCUGAAGAGAUCAGUCAGAGGGCCAGCACCAGAGAUGCUUUCCCUCAUGACCGGAUGUCAGUAGCACUCUGGAAGCAGGAGGGUUUCACUCCCCACCCUUAAUGGACCAUGCAGCUGGGAAGCAACAGCAAGAGAGAGAAUUUCAUGACUGUCUCUUUUCUUGCUUUUAGUUCCGUCGCUCCCCUGGAGGAACUGGAGACGUAUCCAAGGGACUUGGACAUUGGCCUGGUCUCUCCCAAGAGACUCUCCAGCAAGAUCUCCAGUGACUCUCUGGCAGAAGACCCGAUUGCUGCUGGAAGGUGGGACAGUUUAUGGGUGGCCCCCGCCCACAAAGCAAUGGGACAGAUCAGACUGUGGAUCUUCCCAAGGCUCUGAGUGUUGUGAUUCUAGCAUUUCGUUCUGAGGGUCAUCAAUGGCACCGUUGGUGAAGAGAAGUCCUAAGGAACUGUGGCUCACAUCAGGACAAGAAGAAGAGGAGAGACGUAGCACAGCCCCAGCGUCUGGAUGGUCAGCUCUGGCAAGGGGUCGAGCCUCUGCUGAGCUGAUGGCAGCUGCCAAGAUCAUCGGGGUCAGGGUCUUCUUCCUCGGGAUGGUAUUUGAAGAGGACUGGAGAGGAACCUUCUCCCUGGAAGGAUAGUCCUGCUCCUGUGGGAAGAAGCCCCACCCAGGCUUCCUAACAUGUGAUAGACCUGGAUUAAGUUAGCGGGGCGGGGCGGGGCGGGGUCAGAGUUCUAAUCUUUGGACCUUGCUAUGCCUGUGGCACCCUUGCUGAACUCUCUUUGCUACUCCGCUUAGCUACUCCGCUUAGGGGCAGUUCCGUGCCCCCUUGAUCCCCUUCCCCAGCCAUGACCCAUUCAAACUUGCCUGGCUUCAAAGCCUUGUAAAUAAAUGGAGAGGACAUUUUCCUAGCUGCCAAGAUGAAGGAGAACUGGUCCAAAUGGCGAUCCAAGUUGAGGUGCUUCCUGGCAACUUGACCAAAUGCUAAUUCCGUUCUGGAAGCUUCAGAGUGAAGCUAAUCUGCUUCACUCAUCAUAACUGAUUGCCACCCGCCAUGAGAUGUGGCCGUCCCAUCGGGGUCAGGGUCGCCUUCCUCUGGAUGGAUGGCUGUUGAAGAAGCCCGGGGAGGAGCCGGCUCCCUGGACAGGCCAGGAGGACGGUCCUGCCCCACUGGGAAGAAGUCCAGCCCAGGCUCCCCGAGGUCCAGGCUCCUCCUGGGGAUGGGCUCUAAUAUCCUGGCGCGAUCCACCGCAGCCUCCAGCCUCCUUCCCAGGCAGGGAAGGGGAGACUCAUGAAGAAGGCAUGAAGAAAGGAAAGAAAUGUUAUUCCGAGUGGUUUCUCAGCUUUAUAUGCUGCCAAAAUUCACAUCUCCAGGAGGUUUACAUGAUAAAAGGAAUCUCUAGGUGGUUUGCAUAGACGCUUUGCAUUCUUACUUGGACAAAAGCAAGCCUCAGAAUUUCAGAACUGCAAAUGUUAAGUAUGUUUACCAUGAAAGAUGGUGGGGGGUGGGGUGGGGGGUGGGGGGAGAGACACCGCUUGUGGCUGCCCAGAACUAGCUCUUCUUGGGAAUAGCUGGGCCCUCAAGCAAAGAGGUGGGUUCCGGUGAGGCCUGCUUGGUACUGGCCCCAGGCACCAGGGCAGGCGGCAGCAGCAGCCUCUGGAGCACCAUGUGGUUGCUGGAGGUGAUGUGCCAGAUCUUCUCCCAGAUCUCUCUUCCUGCGCUCCUGAUAGGAAAAAUAAGUUGUUUUUAUUGUUCAUACCUGUAUAUGCUGCCAAAAUUCACAUCGCAAGGUGGUUUACUUUUCCUCUUCAAAUUUGUUUGGAUUAAGAGCAAAUAAUAUGCAACCCUUUCUUUCAUUUGUUGUAAUUCUGGUGUAGAACUGUAUUUUUCCCCUCCCCCCACCUUGGCUAAUGCAAUAGAUUUAUGUUUUUGACUGAAGACAAAUUCUUCUAUUUGUAUUUGUGAGAAAAUAAAAAGACAGUAAAAACA